UGGUGUUCUAGUGCUCAGUUAUCCGCGGUAUAUCGAAAAAUCAGCUUUUUCAAGAUAUAACAUCUGGCGACGGGUUAUUGUACCAAUAUGUCAUUUACCUUUGAACAAUUGGAAGCCUUAUUGGAACGCCAAGAAAAACGUUUUGAACAGUUCCAGAUACGCAUGAUAGAGAUGCUAACUCAGAAAAUGAACCUGGAUCAAAAAGAAGUUACAGAUGAUCCCUUCAAAUCACAUGUUGACCAGAUUGUUAAUUCUAUCCAUGAAUUUCAUUUUGAUGAUUCAGCUGGCAUUACUUUUGAAACUUGGUUCAAGAAAUAUGAAAAUUUGUUCGAGGUCGACCUCAAAAAACUUGAUGACGCCGCUAAGGUCAGACUACUCUUGCGAAAACUUGGAACUGUUGAACAAGAACGUUACAGUAACUUUAUCCUUCCAAAGAAUCCAAGAGGUUUUUCUUUCGAUUCAACGAUUGAACUUUUGUCGCAAAUCUUUGCUGAACAGUCAUCCUUGUUUAAUAUUCGUUAUCAAUGUCUCAAGAUGACAAAAGCAGGUGAUGAUGACUGGGUGAAGCAUGCGGGAUUAGUGAACCGUGAACGUGAGCGCUACAAACUAUCAGCAAUGACAGAAGACCAGUUCAAGUGUCUCGUAUUUGUGUGCAGCCUCCAAUCUCCCGAAGAUGCCGAUAUUAGAACUAGAAUUUUGAGUAAAAUUGAACAAUGUCCGAAUAUGACACUACAAGAAGUUACCAAAGUGCCAGAGAUUGGUAAACCUAAAGCAUGACACUUCGAUGGUCGAAAAUAAUGGCCAGUUGCCAUACGUUCGUGCUGUAAGCGGAAAGAACGAUUCUUGCUCAAGAAAGGUAUCGCACACAGAUAAUCAGCCUUCAUCUCCAUGUUGGUCUUG
This is a messenger RNA of Schistosoma haematobium, 900 nucleotides long. RefSeq lists its product as uncharacterized. The coding region runs from base 88 to 777 and encodes 229 amino acids. Lineage: Eukaryota; Metazoa; Platyhelminthes; Trematoda; Strigeidida; Schistosomatidae. The record is from RefSeq and is a predicted model, not a curated record. The transcript has a single exon.